Messenger RNA from Lithohypha guttulata, 1122 nucleotides. RefSeq lists its product as uncharacterized. The transcript has a single exon. The record is from RefSeq and is a predicted model, not a curated record. Gene Ontology annotation, cellular component: mitochondrion. NCBI's taxonomy places the organism in Eukaryota, Fungi, Ascomycota, Eurotiomycetes, Chaetothyriales, Trichomeriaceae. Gene Ontology annotation, molecular function: oxidoreductase activity. The coding region runs from base 1 to 1122 and encodes 373 amino acids.
AUGAAGGCAUGGACAUACGAGUCUCGAGGUCCACCAUCCCAAGUACUCAAGCUUCGACAUGAUAUACCCCAACUCCAGUCCUCCAAGCUCAAAGCCAACGAAGUCAUCGUGAAGAUUUCUCACGUCUCACUCUUCGGUCCCCUGGCGCAGCUAAUGGCCGUCAUUCCACAUCUCAACAACAACCCAUGGAUUCCUGACUACGAGUUCUCCGGCACGAUCGCUGGUGCUGGAGCUGAAUCGACGCUACGUGAAGGAGAUGCUGUAUUCGGCAUGAUAGCACCGAAAUUGUUCCUCCAGUAUAAUGGAGUUUUGGCGGAGUACGCCGUGGUACCCCUGGAGUACGUCGUGCCCAAGCCAGAAAGCUCUCUGUUCGAAGAGGCAGCGGGCCUGAGUGGUGGAGGUGUCACAGCAAUCGGCAUUGCUGAACGGAGCGAUCUCCUCAAAGUCGUGUAUAUCGACAAACAACCACGCAUCCACAGCAAAGCAGAAGGUAAAAGGGUGCUAGUCACAGGAGGCAGCACAGGAACAGGUCUAGUCAUCCUACAGCUCAUCCGAUAUCUGAUCGGCCCCAGCGGCACAUUAGUAACGACCGCCUCACCUCGCAAUCACGACACAGUACUCAAAUACGGCGCCGACAAAGUCAUCAAUUACAAAGAACAUCCACAACUCCACAAACAUCUCGCUCAGAACUACCACUCAACUCCCUUCGACGUCAUAAUCGAUAUCUCCGGUACAGAUCCCAACCUCUACCCAAACUCACCUACAUACCUCCAAUCAAACGGCACCUUCGUCUUUGCUGGAAAAAUGGCCCUCACCCACACCCAAGCGGGCACUGGUACCUUAAGUACACUAUCUUUCCUCUUCGAUCUUGUCCGAGGCGUGGCGGGCUGGGCAAUUAGCUCAACUUUACCCGUCGUACUAGGGGGUAUUCCGAGACGUAGCUUCUUCCACUCCGGACAGCCUACGUGGAGGAAUCUGGAACUCGUAAGGCAGUUAGUGGAGGGUGGAUAUGUCAAAGGUGUGGUGGAUAGUGUUUGGGAGAGGGAGGAUGCGUUAAAGGCGUAUGAGCAUGUGGCGCGUGGGAGGGUUUGUGGGAAGGUGGUUGUGAAGAUGACGGAUUAA